UCCUGAUAAGCCUAAUCGUCUCCCCAUGAAUCAAUAGGCACCGUUCAAUGAAGCAUAUAUGCAAGUGGCUCUGGUUUUGGUUAUGGGUCCAAGUUUUUCAGGUCCAUGGCGAUGGCGACGGCCUUCAUUGCACUCCAAUGCUGCCAGUGCUCCACCAUGCAGGUCAAGCAGCAGAAGAAGAGCAGCAACAAAUGGGUGUGCGUGGUGUGCAACCAAAAGCAAUCAAUUCUGAAGGUCUUUGCUCGCUCUUUCAUGGCCAAAGACGUCAGAAAAUUUGUCCAGAGCUGUAACAUGACCAGAAGCUUCACAGAUCAAGCUUUGAUAUCUCUGGGAAAUGAAAAUCAGGUUCCGGAAAAUGGUUUUCAGGUAAUGGAAGACCAGUUUUCUGGUGACAUUUACAGUCAGAGCAAGUGGUCUGAGUACUUAGAUGAAGAAGACAUAAAAAAAACAGAGGUGGAAGAGGAAGAAGAUAGGGGAGACGAAACUCCAAGGAUAGUUACUGAAUAUCGAAAAGAGUUGUUCAAGAGAAGCAAGCAGAGAACCUCUAUGAAUUUGCAGAGCAAAGAGACCAGGUCCAACUUCAAGCCUGUUUUCUCAAAAAGGAAAGAAAGAUCAACAGCACAAGGAUCCAUGGCUUCAGAACCUCAAAAUUCUCUCAGAAAACGCCCAUGUAAAUGGAGCGAUUACCUGGAAGAAAAUGGCAGUCAAAUUGGUGAGUUUACAAUAGAAUCAGAAGCCCAAGACUGUAGUGGAGCAAAUGUGAUGACCCAUUUGCAUGAUGAAGUAUUUGAGGAAGAUAUUCAUCCUGAUUUUAAGUGAUCGUACUUUCUUAAAUGAUAUGACAGUCAAAUCCUGGCACAAAAUUAAAAUUUAAGCCAACCCCAAAUGUAAUUCAUAGAAUGUUCAUCUACUAAAGAGGAAGAACAGAGAUUUGGAGUACAGGUAUCAUGUUUCACAUAGUUUUGGCCUUUCUGUUAUUCUUCUUUUUGGAUUUUUGUAUGUUUCUGAUAGUACACCUCUAUUAAGCCAAGGAAGGAUGGGCCCGUAGAUAAAGCAAAUUAGCAAUGAUCUUGUGGGUGAGUUA
Messenger RNA from Amborella trichopoda, 1084 nucleotides. The record is from RefSeq and is a predicted model, not a curated record. NCBI's taxonomy places the organism in Eukaryota, Viridiplantae, Streptophyta, Magnoliopsida, Amborellales, Amborellaceae.